Molecule: messenger RNA, 1590 nt
Organism: Vigna angularis (adzuki bean)
Lineage: Eukaryota; Viridiplantae; Streptophyta; Magnoliopsida; Fabales; Fabaceae
Exons: 13
Coding region: 1-1590 (529 amino acids)
Biological process (GO): protein desumoylation
Cellular component (GO): nucleus
Molecular function (GO): deSUMOylase activity
Source: RefSeq, a predicted model, not a curated record
AUGGUCUUCGUCAACGUCGAUGGCGGUGGAUUUGAUACUGUGGUUGAAUCGGUGGUUGUGGAGGUUUCGGGUGGCUGUGCAGUUGACGGUUGUGGAGGAUAUAGUGAUAUGGACAGAGAAGUUAAUGAACCUGUAAGUAUGCUGAAUAGUAAUGUGAUAAGCAGUGUCCCUUUUAGUAAAUUAGAUAACAUUGAUGAACUAAAUAUAUACAACUGGGGUGAUGUUGUAUAUAGUUUGAUAAAAAGUAGUUUGAAUCGGGCAACGGAUAAAUACAACCGCAAAACAUACCAUGAUGCUAUACACAUAGUUGGUUGUGCAGCAGUAUUACAGUUAUGGGUUGUGGAACACAUAAGUUUGUAUGAUAUUGGAGGUAGGAGUAUUUAUCCUCGAAUUCUUCAUUGGAUUGUAAUUAAAGAUAAAAGGAGAAAAAUAAUAUCAACUUUUGAACGCACUGAGAUAUUAUGGGAUUUCCAUUUGAGUGAAGAACAAUUUCAGAAUGAGGAAAUCAAGGAAUCACUUGGUUCUAUUGGGGAGACUAAUAGUAAGUCCUACAAUGACAACUUAGACUUUGCUAGAGUUGUCGAAGAGCAAAGGCUCUUGAGGACAAGGGUUGAUAAGCAUGCAGAACGCCUUCUGGAGUUACAAAGAAGUAUAACACGGUUGGAAGAAGAGGUUUUGAAUGAGAUGCCAUCUUUUAAUGAUGGUAUGGAAGGGCCUUCGACAGAUGACAAAGCAAGAGAUUUGGCUGUUGUCAAUUUUGUGGAUGGGGGUGUGGAGGGACCCUCCAUAAAUGAGAACAUCGUUUUUUCAAAUGUUUACAGAACUUGCACUUCGGGGCUUUGUAAUGAUGGUGCUGAAGUACUUUUGGAGGUGUCAAACAACAUGUUGACCAUAGCAGACUUCAAAUGCUUACGACCACGUGGAAAAAUUGAUAACAUGGUUAUGUUGUCUGCCACUGGGAUGAUUGUGUAUAAUCAAUUGCAACUAUCUGGAACGAUUAAACGGUGUUGUUUGAAUCCAUUUUUUGCGACAAUGGUUAUGGAGAGAAUGAAGAUUCCCAAAAAAAAGCGAGAAGCAUUGCCAGCAACAGAUUAUCAUCAUUUCUUCCAACCUCAAUCAUUUCCAUUAAAUGUGUUGUUAACAUCUGAAUUUUUAUUUGUGCCCACUGUUGGUGAUGACCAUUGGUGGUGCUAUGCUGUAAACUGUCAAUCAAGAGAAAUGUUUAUUUUGGAUUCUCUUGGUCACAAAAGGCGGCGUAGAAAAAGUAUUGACAAGGCUAUGGUUGCCAUUUUGCAAGAAUUAUUCAAUAUGAUUGACAUAGACUCAAACUGUAAGGAGCAGGAAUUGAAAGUGAUCGAAGAAGAUUUGCCUGUGCAACCACCUACGUAUGAUUGUGGUAUAUUGGUCAUCAAGUAUAUUGAGUUAUGGGAUCAUACACCUAAAUUUGAUGGGAAAAAAAUGCCCGAUUACACAAUGGAACAAUUACAAGUUCUACGAGAACAAAUGGUUUGUCAAUGGGUAUUACACGAAGAUAAUGUUCAUCGUACAAGGGUAUUGCAGAAAUGUGGGAUGGGAUCCUUUAGGCAUUGA